AUGCGGUUUCGCUCGACCUUUGCCAAUUAUGGCGCCGUCAUGGUCUUUGAACAGACUCUCACCUGUUUUCAGCGGGCGUCCAAGGCACGAAUGGUGGGCGUGCGGUUUUGCGAGGACAAGGUUGUCCUUCAGCCAACGCAGCUCGACUUUCGGCGUGAUGCCAACCUGUGGGCCGAGAUGCCCCGCAAUGAGCUCUUCAGUGAGUUUGUGCUCGAUAGCAAACAUCCAGAGAAGCAGAUUAUGGUAGAACUCCGCCUCGAGCUUCUCAUCAAGGCCUUCAGCUCCACUAAGGACGCACGCUCCGUGCACAUGCGCCUUCGCAAGCAAGGCAGUGAGGCCUACUUGGCCGUCCGCAUUGGUGUCCUGACCACCACGGGUGCAGUCCGCCAGAUCCAACAGGAUGUGCCCAUCCAGGUGUUUCCGAGCACCGCCAUUGCCGACUACCCCGUGCCCAACGUGCCGCCUAGCCAAGUGCACAUUUUUCUGCCAGAUCCACGCCGUUUGCGUCUCAUCCUUGAGAGGAUGAAAACAUUCAGCAACGAGAUCACGAUUCAAGCCAAUGGCCAGGGGGAACUGCUGCUGCAGAGCGCGAGUGAGAUGGUCAGCAUCAGCACCACCUACCACGGCCUAACCAACCCUGCCCGCAAAGAUCAAGAUGACGGCGCGAGCGAUGCACCCACGGCCUCUCAGCCCGCGGCCUUUGAGCGCGCAACCGUGGAUACCGCAAAGGUGCAAGCCUUUAUUCAAGGUGCCCUGCAAAUGAGUGCGACACCUCAUCUGCUGAUGACCCUUCAUGGAUAG
This is a messenger RNA of Monosiga brevicollis MX1, 801 nucleotides long. RefSeq lists its product as uncharacterized. Gene Ontology annotation, biological process: meiotic DNA integrity checkpoint signaling; telomere maintenance; mitotic DNA replication checkpoint signaling. Gene Ontology annotation, cellular component: site of double-strand break; checkpoint clamp complex; nucleolus. The transcript is spliced from 6 exons. Lineage: Eukaryota; Choanoflagellata; Craspedida; Salpingoecidae. The record is from RefSeq and is a predicted model, not a curated record. The coding region runs from base 1 to 801 and encodes 266 amino acids.